AUGCAGUUCGCCGUCAUUGCUACCUCGCUCCUCGCCGGUUUGGCCUCUGCUGCCGCCGUUGCUCAACCUGAGCAGAGCCCCAAGGCGGCACCCAUCUUUGCCCGCGAUGCCUACAACUGCCAAGGCUCUGGUCUUUGCGCUACUUCUCCGAACUUGAAGCGGGACUGCGAUAUUGCCGUCAAUGAUAUGCUGGUCCGCAACGACGACAUCAACUACGGUUCUUCGGACUCCGGAAAGAGUGUUGACGGCGCCCAGCGUGGUCACUGCAAGGUGUUCGUGGCCGGUCCGGCUGCAUGCUCGAAAUCCGGCAAUUCUAUCUGGUACGACUAUCAAGAUAUCCGUUCACACGGCUGUAAUAUCUGUGGAACCAAGAACUGGGGCAACAAUAACGAGUGCCGUACCACUAUCAACUACGUUCUUUGAAGCCUUCCCCAGUUGUGUAAACGAACAUCGCGAAACCCAUCCCGGAUCAGACAUUGAAUCAGUUGUGAUGUGAAGAGUUUCGGUGUUUUUCAUGAUACGCUGGUUCACGGAAAUAUAAUGGAUGAUAAAAUUUGUGG
This is a messenger RNA of Truncatella angustata, 560 nucleotides long. RefSeq lists its product as uncharacterized. The coding region runs from base 1 to 423 and encodes 140 amino acids. The transcript has 2 exons. Gene Ontology annotation, cellular component: extracellular region. NCBI's taxonomy places the organism in Eukaryota, Fungi, Ascomycota, Sordariomycetes, Amphisphaeriales, Sporocadaceae. The record is from RefSeq and is a predicted model, not a curated record.